Messenger RNA from Camelina sativa (false flax), 1378 nucleotides. RefSeq lists its product as uncharacterized. The record is from RefSeq and is a predicted model, not a curated record. Gene Ontology annotation, biological process: endoplasmic reticulum calcium ion homeostasis; calcium ion transport. Gene Ontology annotation, cellular component: endoplasmic reticulum membrane; Golgi apparatus. NCBI's taxonomy places the organism in Eukaryota, Viridiplantae, Streptophyta, Magnoliopsida, Brassicales, Brassicaceae.
AUUAGGUUAGAAAAACCAAUUGGAAUUGAAAGCUCGAUGACGAUGAACGUUCUAGGCUCUGGAUAUCUAAAUUGUGCAAUUCAGGUCACACUUAAGCAAAGUUUAAAACGUUUGAGAAAAUUUAUAUUGGGAGAGGUUAGUGAUUGUGCAGAUUCUUUUGGGAAAUUUUAGCGUUGGCGAGCUCAUGUUCAAUUGUUUGUGAAUGAUUGAUGUUUUCUCUUUAAUAGAGGGAUUUGAUGAUUUGAGUGUAUAGGAAGAAAACCACAACGUUUUUGAUAAAUCUAAUAAGCGCAUUAGGAGAUUCAUAUAAUGAUAUAUUAUCUUGUCUUACAUUCUUCUGCUAUUGUAGAGAUUAGCUGAUUUCUACGGAAAUUGAAAUUUCGGUAUCUAUGGAAGUAAGGAUUUAUAUAUGCCUGAACUUGGAUUGAUCAUGAAUGUUUGUCGUUUUUUCAUUUGGUAUUCUCUGUCUCCAUCAUAAAACAAUUUAUGGAAGAUGGAAAUUAGAUUAGGUCAGUUAUUGUUUGUUAUUUUACGGUUCUCAGGAAUCUAAUUUGUAUAGAAAGUUCGAUGUGGCGACAUUUUGAACUUUUAAUAUCUAAAUUGUGCUAUUCAGGUCACCCUUAAGGAAGUUUGAAUGUUGAUAUUGGUAGAUGUUAGUGAAUAAUGUCUGAGUAAUUGUUAAACUUGCAUUCGUUCGAGAAAUUUAGUGUAAGCGAGAUCAUGUUCAAUGGUUUGUGAAUCACUGAUGCUCUGUCUCCUAGAGAGAAGAGAAACAUUCUUAAAAUACAGAUCGUUACCGCAAAUAUUAACUGUUUUUUGACACUGACAAACUAUUAUUGAACAUGUACCAGGUGUGGUUAAAGCGAAGCGACCAAUAUGGAGACUGAGGACGAUCAAAGAUUUUUUCUUGUCCAUCAUUAAUCUGAUACAAGUCUUCUUUAUGACCAUGUUCUCGAUGGAGAAAUCAGAUGCUUACAGGAAAGGUUCUAAGGCUAACAAGAAGUGGGGUGGCGGCGGGGGUGGUGGUGGUGGUGGUAGCGGUGGUGGCCCCCCUCGACCUCCUCGUGGGGGCCUAGACAAUGUGCGUGGCUUGAAUGAUAUCCGUGGAGCUGACCACAAUUCCCUACCGGCAUGUGGCUCGUGCUGUGGCUGAGCCUCGUUCAUGUGGAGCGCCUAAGAAUAAGCGAACGAAUUAUAUCAUAUACAUAUUAUCUAGUGUUGAAACGAUGCCUUGUAAUUUGAGGAAGCAAUGAACGAAGAUUCUGGUGUAUUUUUAUUUGCGUCUAAUCAAGCUUUUUGUAUUUAGAUGGACGUGUGAAGUUGUCCACCUCUAAUAGUUCGUAAAUUACAUCCAACUUAAAUACAGUAUUUGGGUAGA